AUGUCGUUCCUCUUUGGCCGAGCAAGAACAAGAACCAACGUCAGCGAUCUCCCCCGACAAGCCCGCGAACAUGUUGUCAAGCUCGAGGGUCCCCAGGGCGCCGCAAAGGUAGAGGAGCUGGCCAAGGUACUAUCGCAAAUGAAGCAAUUACUUCAAGGGACACAUGAACAAGAAGCCUCCCCCGAACAACAAUACCAAUUAGUAACCGGCAUGAUCGAAGAAGACCUCCUGUACCUCCUCGCCAUCAACCUCUACCGCCUACCCUUCGACUCGCGCAAAGACACCCAAGUCAUUUUCUCCUACGUCUUCCGCUUCCGGCCACCCAACGCGCCCCCGACGCGUGCCGAACCGCUCGCCCUCGCCUACGUGGUCGAACGACGGCCCCAGGUCCUGAUCGAGCUGUGCAAGGGGUACGACCACAAGGAAAGCGCUCAGCACGCGGGGACGGUCCUAAAAGAGCUUAUCAAGAGCAGCGAGGCGGCCACGGCGGUGAUUCUGUAUGAUGAUGGCGACGAAGAAGGGUCGAGUGCGAGGGGAGUGGCGGCCAUUGAUAGGAACAGGAAGCAGAGCGGGACGGGGAUAUUCUGGUCCUUUUUUGAGUGGAUCGAUAGAGGCUCUUUUGAGGUUGCUGCUGAUGCUUUUACUACUUUUCGGGAACUCCUAACAAAACACAAAGACAUAAUCCCGCACUACCUCUCCCAAAACUUCGACCUGUUCUUCAGCAAGUACAACACGGUGCUAAUCCAAUCAACCUCGUACGUAACCAAGCGACAAUCCAUCAAACUCCUGGGCGAGAUCCUUUUGGACAGGUCCAACUACAACGUAAUGACCGCCUACGUCGACCGCGGCGAGCACCUCAAGAUCUGCAUGAACCUGCUGCGCGACGACCGCAAGAUGGUGCAGUACGAGGGGUUCCACGUCUUCAAGGUGUUUGUGGCAAACCCCCAUAAGAGCGUCGCUGUGCAAAAGAUUUUGUUGAUGAAUCGCGAGAAACUGUUGCAUUUUUUGUCCCACUUUUUGGAGGACAGGACGGAUGAUGAGCAGUUUAUUGACGAGAGGGAGUUUUUGAUUAAGCAGAUUAGGAAUAUGCCUGCUACGCCUGUGGUGCCGCAGCGGUAG
Messenger RNA from Sordaria macrospora k-hell, 1119 nucleotides. RefSeq lists its product as uncharacterized. Lineage: Eukaryota; Fungi; Ascomycota; Sordariomycetes; Sordariales; Sordariaceae. The record is from RefSeq and is a predicted model, not a curated record. Gene Ontology annotation, biological process: intracellular signal transduction. Gene Ontology annotation, molecular function: protein serine/threonine kinase activator activity.